This is a messenger RNA of Peromyscus leucopus (white-footed mouse), 2939 nucleotides long. RefSeq names its product leukocyte immunoglobulin-like receptor subfamily B member 3. Gene Ontology annotation, biological process: cytokine-mediated signaling pathway. The transcript is spliced from 15 exons. NCBI's taxonomy places the organism in Eukaryota, Metazoa, Chordata, Mammalia, Rodentia, Cricetidae. Gene Ontology annotation, molecular function: inhibitory MHC class I receptor activity. The coding region runs from base 306 to 2774 and encodes 822 amino acids. The record is from RefSeq and is a predicted model, not a curated record.
ACCUGAUGGCUACAGUAUGGACCUGAGUGUGAUGAGGACAGAUGCAGCCGACAUUGGCAGGGUUGUGGGAAUGUUCUCUAAGUCAGAGCUGAUUGCAGAGGGUCUAGUUCCUGUCCUAGACACAGCACUGUGGAAGUCAAAACCUUGUGUGUGAGGAGCAAGGCUCCCCUUACUGCCGGACCAAUGAAGUACAGCUAUGUCAUCAGGAGGGCCUGCCUCCAGAAGCCACACUAGUUUCCUGUCCCCCUAGGCAGACUCUGUAGCUCUGCCCAUAAGCACAGUUGCAGCCUCCAGGAGCAGAUGUAAUGAUGUUCUCCUUCAGAGCUCUGCUGUGCCUCGGACUGACUCUAUGCCCUGGGACCACAGUUCUGACUGGGACCCUCCCUAAGCCUGUACUCAGAGCACAACCAGAACUUGUGGUCUCCAAACAGACUAAUGUGACCUUCUUGUGUGAGGGUACAACAGGAGCCAAAGAGUACUAUAUGUACAAAGAAGGAAGUCAAUAUACACAGUUCACAGAGAUUGUCCUAAAGUCUGGGAACAAGGCUGAAUUCUCCAUCACAAAAACUGACCAGCACCAUGCAGGGAGAUAUCAAUGUCGCUAUCGGACCCAUCAUGAAUGGUCUGAGUACAGUGACUCCUUGGAGCUUGUGGUGACAGCAUCUCUCUUAGGAGCACAGAGUAAACCCAGUCUGUCAGCCCAGCCCAGCCCUGUGGUGACUGAAGGAGGGAAUGUCACCCUCCAAUGUGACUCAUGGCAGCAAUGUGACAGGUUCAUUCUGACUAAGGAAGGACCACAGAAGCUCUCCUGGAUUCUGGACUCACAGUAUAAUUCCUUAACUGGACGAUUCCAGGCUCUAUUCUCUGUGGGUUCUGUGAACUCCAGUCAAAGAAGGACAUUCCAAUGCUACAGUAAUAACCUAAGCGUACCACUGGUGUGGUCAGAACCUAGUGAUCCCCUGGAACUCCUGUUCUCAGGGACCGUGCACAAACCCACCAUCAAGGCUGAGCCAGGCUCUGUGAUUGCCUCUAGAAGUGCAGUGACCAUCUGGUGUCAGGGGACCCUGGAUACAGAAAUAUGUGUUCUGCAUAAAGAGGGGAGCCCAGAAUACUUGGGCACACAGACCCCAGAGAAGCCUGAGAACAAGGCCAAGUUCUCCAUCCCUUCUGUGACACAGCAACAUGGGGGACAAUAUCGCUGUUACUGUUACAGCUCAGCUGGCUGGACAGAGCCCAGUGACACCCUGGAGAUUGUGGUGACAGGAAUCCACACAUACAAACCAAGCCUGUUAGCUCUGCCAGGCCCUGUGGCAACCUUAGGCGAAAACAUGACUCUCCAAUGUGUUUCAUUGGAGGCAUAUGGCAAGUUUAUUCUCUCCAAAGAAGAUGAGAAGUUCUCCAGCUCCCUGGAUUCACAGUAUAUACACCAUAAUGGGCACUACCAAGCCAUGUUCUCUAUAGGUCCCUUGACCCCAGUACACAGAGGGACAUUCAGAUGUUAUGGUUACUACAAGGUUACCCCACAGUUCUGGUCACUACCCAGUGACCCUCUGGAAAUACACGUCUCAGGGCUGUCCAAGACACUCUCCCUGUUAAGUCACCAAGGCCAUAUCCUGGACCCUGGAAAGAGUCUCACACUGCAGUGUUGCUCUGACAUCAACUAUGACAGAUUUGCUCUGUACAAGGUGGGCACAAUUAACUUCACCCAGCAUCAUCACAAAUGGACUCAGGCUGGUCUCUCCUUGGCCAACUUCACACUGGGCUCUGUGAACAGUUCUACUGGAGGCCAAUACAUAUGCUAUGGUGCACACAACUUCUCCUCUGAGUGGUCAGCCUCCAGGGACACCUUGGACAUUCUGAUCUCAGGACAGCUUCCCUUCACUCCUUUCCUCUCAGUGAAGCCUAACUCUACAGUACAUCCAGGAGACAAUGUGACCCUUCUGUGUUGGUCAAGGGAAAAUGUGAAUACUUUCAUUCUGUACAAGGAGGAGGCAGUUUAUCAACCCCAGCGACUAAAAUCAAAGUUCCAAGAUCAACACUUCCAGGCAGAAUUCUCCGUGAGUGCUGUGACCUCUGCCAUUUCGGGAAGCUACAGGUGCUAUGGUUCUCGAAACUCAUCACCAUUCCUGUUGUCAUAUGCCAGUGCCCCUGUGGAGCUCACUGUCUCAGGACCCUCAAUGCCCAUGACAAGAGCUGGACUGGAAACGUACCUGCAGGCUCUGAUUGCAGCAUCUGUGGCCUUCCUCCUGUCCCUCUUCAUCCUCAUCUUCCUCCUCUGGCAAAGAAAACAGGGCAAAUACAGGAAAGAUGCCCAGAAAGAGACAGAAUUGCAACUUCCUGCAGGAGCUGCGGAGCCAGUAACCAGGAACAGAGGCCCCCAGAAGAGAUCCAACCCAGCUGCUGCCACCCAGGAAGAAAACCUUUAUGAUUCAGUGGAGAAAAUGCAGCCUGAGCAUGGUGUGGAGCUGGACCGAUGGAGACCAACUGAGGAAGGCCCCUUGGGUGAUAUACAUGCCAAGGUGAAACCCUCCCGUCUCAGGAGGGCAGGAGCUGUCCUAUCUCCUGUCAUGUCAAGAGAAGUCCUGGACACCAAAGAGGGACAAGCAGAAAAGGACAGACUGAUGGACACUCGGACUGCACAAUAUGAAGAGGCCCAGGAUGUGACCAAUGCCCAGCUGUUCAACAUGACACGCAGACAGGAGACAGCUGCACCCCCUUCCUCGCAGGCAGGGGAUGUCCCAGAGGAGCCAGUCUAUAUACUGGUCUGGCCGUAACUAACCCAGAGUCCAUUGGAAACAACAUAAAGUAAUGAGCCUCAGCCUGCAAGGAGGCUGAAUGGAAACCUCUAAGGGAUUCUUGGAAUUUUUGUGAAACAUGUCUGCAUUUUGAUUAACUUUUAAUAUUUUGGAAAUAAAGCAUGAGAUUAUUCAAUUAUUAAA